Molecule: messenger RNA, 4759 nt
Organism: Ctenopharyngodon idella (grass carp)
Lineage: Eukaryota; Metazoa; Chordata; Actinopteri; Cypriniformes; Xenocyprididae
Product: Fc receptor-like protein 5
Exons: 9
Coding region: 120-2750 (876 amino acids)
Biological process (GO): cell surface receptor signaling pathway
Molecular function (GO): nucleic acid binding; zinc ion binding; transmembrane signaling receptor activity
Source: RefSeq, a predicted model, not a curated record
UGCGAGGUUGCAGGGUUACAGGCUGCAAGGUUAUUUCUGCAUCUUUCGUUUUUGCAAAUUGCCAUAUGUGCAAUUCUCCACAAUACUUGACUUUAAUGGUCCAUUAUUAAUAGAAUACUAUGGAAAUUGGUGCACUUUUGCUAAUGCUCGUGCUGAUGUCACCCACUCUGUCUGGAUACACUCAAGCAAGACCAAAAGUUCAAGUGACUGCAAUGCCUAGUGACCGUGUCUUCAGCGGAGAGACAGUCACUCUCAGAUGUGACAUAGAGGAAGAGGCUGACUGGACAUACAGUUGGUAUAAAGAUGGUUUGAUCACCUCCUGCACAGAGAGAGUCUAUGAAUUCACAUCUUAUGAGUCUGACAGUGGUAAAUACACCUGUAGAGGAGAGAAGAAACAAGACUCGCACAGAUCAGAAAUCAGCGACUCUGUUACACUGACUGUAUCAGAUCUACCCAGAGCAACAAUUACAGCAGAUCCAGACAGGUCUGUGUUCACCGGAGAGACUGUCUCUCUGAAGUGUGCAAUAGAGUCUCAUUACAGUGACUGGAGAUUUCAGUGGUCUAAAUACAGCAGCACAUUUGAUGCAGGCGAGCCAGAGAAAAACACAAGCAGAGAGACUCUCACUAUUGAGAGUGUUUCUAAGUCUGAUCAGGAUAAAUAUCAUUGUUGGGGAGAAAGAGAGAGCAGACCAAUGAAAUCCCAGCAGAGUGUAGCUUUUUCAAUCAAAGUGGAAGACAGCGCCCAAGCAGUUUUGAUGAUUUAUCCUCAGAACUGGCUGACUGAGGGAGACUCAGUAACUCUGACGUGUGAGGUGAGAAGCUCCUCUAGAGGCUGGAUGUUCAGCUGGUACAGAGAUGAUUAUAACCUCCUGUCAGACAGCAGGAGAGGAGCUCAAGGCUCUUACACUAUCAGUCCUGCUGCUGUAAAGCACACAGGAGUUUACAUGUGCCGAGCAGAGAGAGGAGGUUAUUACACAGAGUACAGCCACACGGAGCUUCUCUGGGUCAUCACUCGAUGGCCCCUUGCUUCUCCAAACAUCAAUCCCAGCAGAUCUCAACACUUCCACACUGACUCUCUCUCCCUGAGCUGUGAGGGUCAGAGUAGCUCUGGAUGGAGACUGAGGAGAUACAGUAAGAGGCCUGAAAAUUGUUCAUCAUUUGACUGGGGGUCAGAAACAGGGUCUACGCGUAGAAUCAGCUCUCUUAAGACAUCCGAUACUGGCGUGUACUGGUGUCAGUCUGAGUCUGGAGAGCACAGUCAACCUGUGAACAUCACAGUACAUGAUGGUGAUGUGAUCCUGGAUACUUCUGUUUAUCCUGUAACUGAAGGAGAUUCUAUAACUCUACGCUGCUUACAGCGAAGUACAAAUGCUUCAAACCUCAGAGCAGUUUUCUAUUAUGAUAGAUCUCUCCUUCAGACUCAAACUACAGGACAGAUGAUCAUUCCGACUGUCACAAAAUCACAUGAGGGUUUUUACUACUGUAAACUCCAAGAGGGAGGAAAAUCACCAAAGAGCUGGAUCUCAGUCACAGAGUCACAAUCAGAAUAUCAGAUUUCAGUCUUCAAAAUGAUCAGUAGUGUGCUUGCAGCCUCUCCAUAUUUACUUCUGUCUAUCAUUCUGGGAGUCAAAUGCUACAGAGCUAGAGCUCCAGUCUGUCAUCUGCCUGCAGAGGACUGCAACGGAUUCCUCCUGCAAUGUUCGCUGGUCGUGGAGAUGCAACUGUAUCUGUACCCCAACGACCACGCUGAGGUAGCGUUCAUAAUUUCUCAGUUAAAUGGCAAGGCGCUUCGCUGGGCUGAACCUCUUUGGUCCCAGAAAAAUCCCAUAACCCAGUCUCUCUCCAGUUUCAUCGCUCACUUCAAAGAAGUUUUCGGAAGACCUGCCUGGGAUUCUUCAAUCGGUGAGCAGUUAUAUCAGUUGAAACAAGGAUCAAUGACUGUUAACGAAUAUGCUCUUCAAUUCAGAACCCUCGCUGCCGCUAGCGGAUUGAACGAACAAUCCCUCAUAACCACGUAUCAUCAAGGAUCGGAUCCACGUGUGCGGUUGCAUCUCACUGCAUACGAGGAUUCCAUCGGGCUUGAACGCUUUAUCCAACUCUCCAUUCGCUUCGCCACUCAUAUGCAGUCGUGUCUCAAAGAGCACCAGGGCCAGCCGUUAUUUCCAUCAUCCCUCCGCCGACCAGAAUCCGUCAGCUCCCCAGAACCAGCCAGCGAACCCAUGCAAGUGGAAAAUACUCGUCUGUCUAUGACUGAACGGCAGAGACGGCUGACCCAGAACCUAUGUCUCUAUUGUGGAUUGUCUGGGCAUUACAUCUCUGAAUGCCCCACUCGUCCAGCCUGUCCCUUGGUGAGUGUGAUUAUUCCCUCUAUAAAUAAGAUGAAACCACUCACCACUGUUGUAAGCCUUACUGCUGCCGGUGUAUCUCUUCCAGUCAGUGCCCUCCUUGAUUCUGGGUCAGCCGGCAACUUCAUCUCCGGCGCCCUCUGCCGUCAGCUCAAGCUCAAGACCACAGCAACGCUGUCGACUUACCAGAUCCACUCGGUAACUCGGCCAUGGGACUGUGCCAUUGAUCUGCAUCCGGGUGAGCCAGGAAAGAUAUAUUCACUGUCCAUCCCGGAGGAGAAGGCCAUGGAGGAAUACAUCAAAGAGGCUCUGUCACAAGGUUAUAUCCGCCCAUCUACUUCCCCUGCUGCUUUCCAGCUUCUUCUUCAUGGCAAAAAAGGAUGGAGGCUUGCGGCCCUGCAGUGAUUACAGAGCACUCAACAAGAUUUCUGUGAAGUUCCGUUACUCACUUCCUCUUGUCCCAUCUGCGCUGGAACAUCUCCGAGGUGCCACUGUCUUCACCAAGUUGGACCUCCGCAGAGCGUACAACCUCAUCCGGAUUCAUGAGGGGGACGAGUGGAAGACCGCAUUAGUGACCCCUACUGGCCAUUAUGAAUACCUUGUCAUGCCGUAUGGACUUGUCAACGCCCCCUCCGUAUUCCAGGAUUUCAUCCAUGAGGUGCUCCGGGAGUUCCUCCACAAGUCAGUCCUGGUUUACAUCGAUGACAUCUUGAUCUACUCCCGGAGCAUAGCCGACCAUCGCCACCAUGUUGCGGAGGUCCUGAAACGCCUGAAGGAAUUCCACCUGUUCCUUAAGGCAGAGAAGUGUACUUUCCACCAGCCCUCAGUUCAGUUCCUUGGUUACUACAUUGAUAUCAGUGGCAUCCGGAUGGACGAGAGGAAGGUGGCUGCUAUCAAGGAUUGGCCCAUUCCCAUGACAAUCAAAGAACUCCAGAGAUUCCUAGGAUUCGCAAAUUUCUAUCGAAGAUUCAUUCAAGGUUACAGUAUCAUUUCCACUCCACUCACCAACCUUCUGCGCAGUAAGCCCAAGUCUCUGUCCUGGAACCCAGCCGCAACCCAAGCCUUCGAGACCCUGAAAGAAGCUUUUACCACCGCUCCCCUCCUGGUUCAUCCCGAUCCAGAAAAGCCCUUCGUCGUGGAGGUCGACCCCUCGACCACUGGAGUGGGAGCGGUCUUGUCACAGCAGCAGGGGAACCCAAGUAGACUCCACCCAUGCGCCUUCUUCUCCCGCAAACUCAACCCGGCGGAGAUCAACUAUGACAUCGGCAACAGGGAGCUUCUCGCCAUCAAGCUGGCCCUUGAGGAGUGGAGGCAUUGGCUCGAAGGAGCCAAACACCCGUUUGUUGUUCUAACUGAUCACAAGAACCUGGAAUAUCUUCGAGACGCAAAACGACUAAACCCAUGCCAAGCACGAUUGGCCCUGUUUUUCAUCCGUUUUGAUUUUAUCAUCUCCUAUCGCCCUGGGUCAAAGAAUGUAAAGGCAGAUGCCUUUUCCCGUAUCCACAGUCCCGAAGAAAGCUCUGAAACUCCUGAACCAAUCCUGUCCAGGAAGCUCUUCGUCAAUCCCAUUGUCUGGUCCAAAGAGACCCUGCCCGAGUCCAAUGCCUCCACCAACACUCUGCCGGGUUGCCCACCAGGUUUGCUCUACAUCACCCGGACACAGCGCACUCCCCUCAUCCAGGCAUCUGGCCACCCUGGGGUCAAUGAAACCCUCUCGUUGCUAAAAGAACGCCUCUGGUGGCCGAACAUGGCAUCGGAUGUCAGAAGGUACGUGCAGGGAUGCAAGGAAUGCGCCAUCUUGAAGAGUCCACGACAUCUUCCCUCCGGAAAACUCCAUCCUCUGCCCGUUCCUAACCGACCCUGGUCACACCUAGGAGUAGAUUUUAUCACCAACCUUCCAGCCUCAGAUAAUUGCACCUGCAUUCUGGUGUUUAUUGACAGAUUUUCUAAGUCAUGCCAUCUGAAUGACAGCCGACCCAUACCAACCAGGGCAGAAGGUCUGACACGCCAGGCUCUACCAUCGCCCAACCACAGCGCACGUCAUCACCCGAGUUCUAAUCACGCACACCUGCAGCCUAUCAGCACAGUCAUCAACAGCAGCACAAAAGGCACACGCACUCACACAGUCACUGUCCGGUCUCGUUUGCACAUAGUCUUACCUGUACGCUUACCUCAAGGACUCCUUCCAAGAUACUUACCUGUCUCCAGCGUGUUCCCAAGUCUCCUUCGUUGUUCCUCGUCUUUUGUGAGUUCCUCAGUGUCUCCUCAGCUCCAGUUUGUCAUCUGCCUGCGAUAUCUGCAAGAGAAAAGACAAGUAUCACUCCAGUAUCCAUAUCUGCCACCUGUCUUAUCUGCCAUCACUCACCUGCGCUCCGUUUAUGCUACUGGUUGUUCAAUAAACUAUAUUACCUGCA